Molecule: messenger RNA, 3286 nt
Organism: Bombus huntii
Lineage: Eukaryota; Metazoa; Arthropoda; Insecta; Hymenoptera; Apidae
Product: Golgi integral membrane protein 4-like
Exons: 4
Coding region: 263-1594 (443 amino acids)
Cellular component (GO): Golgi membrane; Golgi apparatus
Source: RefSeq, a predicted model, not a curated record
GGAAACCGGCUUCAGAACGUUCAACUGUAUUGUCUAGAGUCUGGUUUUUCGCAAGAGUCCUAACCUGUCGGUUGUACUUCAUCUGGAUCGCGGCAUUUCAGCUGGAGGAUAGCUCGAUCGACGAGUACGUUGUGUUCGCGGCCGUGUAAUCGCGUCGCGACGCUUCUUCUUCGCGGUUGAGGCUAUUAAUCGCAAGAUAACAGUUUGAGGACGCGGCGAUGACGGAGAGCUGAGAGUACAGUUCUCUACUCGUGUAUGAGAGAUGAGUGGUUCUAGACUUGGCAGGGGCCGAGUUGGCCGCCUGGCCGUGUACGGGGGUUGCGGGGUGGUGGGUCUUCUUUUAGUGUUCUUCUACCGCGCCGCCACCUCAGAGAUGGCCAGGCUUCGGGAACUUCACAUUCAAUGUGCUCAUCAACAGGAGGCGCUGGCUGCUCAGCUUCAAGUGAUAUUCGAGUACAAAGUGAGGCUGGAAAGAUCCUUGGCUGAGGAAAAGAGUUCAAAUGCAGCAGUGAAACAAGAACUCCAGCAGCGUGCAUCUAGAGAAAAGUCCCUAAGAGACAAGGAUAGCAUAGAGGCAAUGCAGAGAUUCAACUCUUUGCAACAAACUUACAAGUUGCUGCAAACAGAGCACCAGGAUUUGCAAGAAGAAUGUAAGAAGCGUGAUCAACAAGCUCUAGAAGACACUAGUAAAUUGGAGACAACGCUCAGAGAACUUCGUAGUCGUAUCAGGCAAGCAAGAGAGGACAAAGAGAAAGCCUUGGAACAUUUAAAGAAUAAGUUUCUGGAACUGGACACUCAGAAGAAUGAACUGGAACAAAAGUACAAUGAUAUGUUAAAGAGCAAUGGGGAUACUGAUAGCACUAUUGAACAUCUCAGGAAGGAAGUGUUUCAGUUGAAGCAUGAACUGGAAGAAGCCAAGAAAACUUCACGCAAAACUACUUCUCCAGAGCCAAACGUAGCCAAUCCGCACCCUUCACAAGCGAAAUCCGCAGAAGCAGAAAAUGCAGGACAGCUUGUUGAUCGGGCACAGCAGCAACAGGUAAGUCCACCGACAAAUGACGAUAAAAAUCCACAGCCCCUGUAUGCGCCAUUCGCUCAGCAAACGAUUGAGGAUCCUCUGCAAUCGAAUGAACAACGGGUGAACGAGAUAAACAACGUUAGAUUCGCUCAGAAGAAUGGCAACAUCGUCCCAGUGGGUCCAAACGAGUUAAAGGAAGCAGAAGUUUUACCAUUGCCCUACGAUUUGCAAGAGAAACGUCAGAGAAAAGGGGGCGAUCAAUUUGUGAAUGAUCAAAUUCAGAUUGAGAUCAAUAAAGAGCUAAGACAAGUUAUCCCACCGCCCAACCAGAUUAAUGACAAGUUCAAUGACAAACGCUCUUCUACUAAUUUACCAGGUAUAGCUCAGACAAUUAACAUGAAUCUUGAUGUGAAGAAGCAUACCACAGUCUCAGUGGUAAGGAAAAAAGAACAUUCUGCUGUCAUUGAUGAAAAAAAUUCUCCAAUCCAACAGACUUCUGAGAAGAUAGAGAAGAAGUUGGAAAAAGCUCAAAACAAUGUAGAUGGAAUUAUAAAUCAAAUUUUGAGAAUGAUCUGACGAAUAAGAUUGAUCAAAACUUGUAAUGCCUUGUUAGAUAUAUUUUUAUUACAAAUACUAUGGAUAAUUGUAUUUAGUAUUCGUUAUGGCUGCUCUUGGAGAAACAUGUUUAUCUAUUUUUUGUAUAAAGAUUUUAUGAUUGACUUUAGAUUGAUUUAAGAUUUUAUGAUAUUGCAGCUAAUUUCUUGACAAUUAAAUGUAGCUCCUGACUUUAGUUCAGGCUCUGGUUGUGAUUCUCUUUGCUAUAAAAGUGCUUGAAACGUUUUAGAUAUAUUAUUAAUUAAAGUAAUUGUGAGUAUAGUUGGAGAGAUCAAAGUUGAUAUAUGAUUAGUGAUACUCUGACUGUGCUCAACUUAGUUACUACUUAACACAUUCGCUACCAGAACUUAAUUUAGAUGUAAUUUUAAUAUCAUGCUUGGUGUUUGGUAAAAAAAAGGGAAAACAAAACUCAAACGGUUCUUGUCUAUAAUAAAAGUAUAUUGUAUUAUUAAAUAUAUUGUACAGAAAUACAGAAAGAUGUUGUAGAGAAUGUGUUAAUAUUUCUUGCAAGAACAAAUUAUUACCAUUCAAAAUAUAAAAUGAAUUGGAAGAGAAUAGCUAAACUAUAGAAGUAGUCAUGAUAAGCUAGAAAGCUGACUCUCUUAGCUUAUGGAAAUUCAAAGAAGUGCCUUUAAAUGGUUGAUUGUUGGGGAACUGAAUUCUUCUUAGCAUAAUCUAUCUGGUAAUGUUUACACAUGCACGUAAUUUGCAUGGUUUGUACUUGGUGCUGUAGAUAGACAAUUUCUUUAGUUGACUUAAAGGACUUGAGAUCAGUUCACAGAACUAUUCUUUCCUGUAUCAUCAGCAAAUCAAGUGUAGAUUGAACAGUAUAAUGAUGGUUUGAGAGGAAACAUGAUAGAAAAUAUGAAAAAUCUGUUGCAUGAUGGGAUAAUCUAUUAAUUAAUAUUAUCUCGAAGUUUAUUUAGUAGUUUUAUCUAUCUUCUUUUACUAUUAAUUUAUAUUAUCAGUAUCAGUAUUAACUGGUAUUAAAUACUUAUUAUAACUAUAUCGUAAUAGAAUAUUAUAAUUAUAAAAAAAAACCAAUGUCGCUUCUAAGCUAUCAUAAAUAUUUGAGAAAUAAAGUUCUCUGUGUACUAUUUAGGGCAAACUGUGAUUUUUCAGAAAAGUAACUUUUUUCUCGAAUCUUGGACAAAUAUAAAUAACUUGGAAAAAUAUAAAUAACCAAAUAAGCAGUUUAAAAUAUCCACUAACUCAAUCUUACUUACUGCUUCAAUGUAGAUUUUUUAAUAUAAAUUUUUCAAGUGCAAUAUCACAAGAACAAUGUUUGAAUUAUGCAGAAGACAAAAUGUUUUAGCAAUUGUGUAAAUGUUGAGUACCCUUUUUUUUAAUUUGUAGUGUUAUAUUUAGCAAUCUUUACAUGUAAAUUAGAACACAUUAGGCUGUCAACAGAUUAUACAUUCAGCUUCAAUUGAGUUCAAUUAUAAUUGAUAUUUUAUAAUUCAAUUAUAAAAGUUCCUUUUGCUCAAGGUAUAAUUUUUUUUAUAGAUUGACAGCCUAAUGCAAAGGAAAGACGAACGAUUCUUUCCAAUAGUUAGAAAAGAAACCAGUCGUGUAUAUGUAGCUUGCAAGCUGUAUUGAAUGUGCCUGUAUGUCCGUGUUAAUCAAUGCAUUAAUAAAUUGUUAUUAUUUUGA